Molecule: messenger RNA, 9427 nt
Organism: Columba livia (rock pigeon)
Lineage: Eukaryota; Metazoa; Chordata; Aves; Columbiformes; Columbidae
Product: interferon-induced very large GTPase 1-like
Exons: 3
Coding region: 1300-8583 (2427 amino acids)
Molecular function (GO): GTP binding
Source: RefSeq, a predicted model, not a curated record
CAGAGGUCGGCAGGUAGGAGGGCACUAGGAGAGGAUCACUGUACUGGGGAAUCCUUUUGAAAUUCCAGUCAGGUUGAGCUUUGGUGUCAUGUCCAGGUUUGCUCUUCCUCCCCGUGAUGCUCUAUGGUGCACAAGUGUUCAGCCCUGUCCGGAGUCACUCCUGGGCACCUUUUGCUGUGUGCAGAAGAGACUCUGCAUCAGCAGAUUCGUACUUUGCCUCUGUCCCUGUGCUAAUGUACACAAUGGGUAUGUGCGUUUAGGAUGUUGCGGUUUAAGCCCACAGGCAGCUCAACACCACACGGCUGUUCCCUUGCUCUCCUUCCUGCAUGGGAUGGGGGACAGAGUUGGGGACAAAAGGGUAAACCUCGUGGAUUGAGAUAAAGACAGUUUAAUAGGACAGAAUCAUCUCUGCUAGUAAAAACAGACUGUAGCUGGUCCCCUCUGACUAUGCUCUGACCCCUUUCUCCAAAAACAUUGCUUAACCCUAAUGCUUUCAGCUCUCUCCCUGUUGCAGAAAGGCAGGGGCUGGGGGGCUAAGCCACCCUACAGCGAGUUUCACCCGCUGCAGGGCUCCUAUUAAAGCUCGUGAGCUUUUCUCUGGGAUUGUUUCAACAGAUGGAUAAGAAAGAGUCCCAGACAAAGCCGCCAGAGUUGGUCACUGCAGUUCGUGAUAUAAAAUUUGUGUCUCUCUGUGCUUCAGGCGCCUCGUGAGUUGGAGCUGUGGGAGGGCAUCUUGGCUCCCGCUCAAGGAGCAGCUCCUGCUCGUGUCCUGCUGGAGAGGGGCCAGAGGAGCCCCAGGAAUGACCCGAGGCUGGAACAGCUCUGCUGGGGACAGGCUGAGAGAGUUGGGGUGUUCAGCUGGAGAAGAGAAGCUCCGGGGAGACCUUAGUGUGGCCUUUCAGUGCUUAAAAGGGGCUGAGAAGAAAGAUGGGGACAGACUUUUGAGCAGGGCCUGCUGUUUUUCUCCCCAUCCCAAGCAGCAGCUUUGCCAGGUUCCACUUUCAUACUCUGCUACAGGCAAUGGUGCGAUUUACAGGAAAAUCUCUGGGCUGCCUCGAUAAACAGGAAACCACAGCCCACCCUGUGGAGCAGGGACUAUAAAAGAGAGAGUUUGGGGAGUGCUGGGAUCAGCCUGGGAGCUGCCGAGCACCCGAGGGAGACGGCACCUCGUGAGUUGGAGCUGUGCGAGGGCAUCUUGGCUCCCGCUCAAGGAGCAGCUCCUGCUCGUGUCCUGCUGGAGAGGGGCCAGAGGAGCCCCAGGAAUGACCCGAGGCUGGAACAGCUCUGCUGGGGACAGCCAUGGCUUCACAGGAGGACACACAAAAGCAUGAAGAAAAGGCACGUCUUGCUAAAAAACUGCUGGCAGAAGCAUGUGAGAAGGAAGGACUGGAUGCUGGAUACUGGCUGCCCAAACUGUCGGAGCUACUGGGAGUGAACUCCAGAGAAGCCCUGAAACAUCUGCAAUAUGAAGACUACCUGAAGCUGGAGUGCGCAGUACGGCAACCAUGGGAAACAAAGGCGCUCCAAAAACUCCUGGAACUAACAGACAAGAAAGCAGCCUCUGAGAAGAUGGCAAAGGAGAGACAAGAAGCAGUCAAGCUGCUCCUGAAGGAGCUGAAGGAAAUGCACAACAGCUGCAGCCACAGCAAGGACGCUGUAAGACAGAAAGAGGAGGCUCUGUGGAAAGCCAUGGGGAUUCCCAAAGAGUCCUGGGCCCUACCAGAGAACUCAAUGAUGGAGGUGCUGGGGAACAUCCAUAAGCAGCUGGAGCAGCAGGAGUCGUCAGUGGGCAGGGCUGAGAACGUCUCGGACGCGGAGGUCCUGAUGCGGGCGUCGGGGGGACUGGCCCUGCAGGGCAUUUACAAAACCAGCAGAACUGCAGACGUGCUGGCAAAGCGAGAGCAGCUCAUCAGGGUUCCCAGUGGGUUCAAGCUGGCAGGUCCGGAGCAAGGGUCGCUGUUCGAUAGGAAGGAGUUCUCCUCCUCUGCAGCAGAAGCCACUUUCACCAAGUCCAUGGAGCAGCUGGGGUUCAGCAUCAGCGUUUCUGCCAAAGCCGGAUUCUGGGGGUUUAAUGUUGAAACGGGUACAGAUUACAGUAAGUCCUUGCAGUCAGAGGACACCCGUCGGUCCUGCUCUGAGCAGAGCUACAUUUGCACCACCAAGUACCUGUACAUCCCUCUGGCCUCCUGCUACUUCCAAAAGCAUCAGCUUCACCUCUCAGAUGCGGCCCUGCGGGAGCUGCAAGACAUCGAGCAUCUUUUGAGCAUCACGGAGGAAGCAGACAGGCCUGACAUGCUGAAGAGCAGGUGUGGGAGCUUCUUUGAGAGGUUUGGGUCCCACAUAAACCAGGGUCCCCUCCACUUUGGGGGGAUAUUCUGGUGGAAAGCAUCUACAGAAGGUUUCAGAGCUGAGCAUCGGAAAGAGAUGAAGCAACAGGUAUCUGAAGCGCUGGACUCCUACGUUGUGGCCAGUUAUGGCAUCUUCAGUGGCAGUGUUGACGUUUCGAAAUCCAGUUCACAGGCUAUUUUUCAAGGAAGAGAUGGAAGAAAGAACCACACGGCUGUUCAGCUCUAUGUGACCAACACAGGGGGCCCAUCAGAGACGGAUUCUCUUCCUCAGUGGAAAGCGGGACUUGAAAGUAACAACAGAACCUGGUCUGUUAUCGACCGAGGCUUUCAGCUCAUCCCAGUGUGGGAUAUAAUCCUGUCCAAUCACAGCAGUGAUUUUAAGUCCAGCUAUCAAGUGAGCAGCAGCCUCAGGGCCGCGUACGAAGCGCUAACGAGCCUCCGUGUCGACACCAUGUUUGGGGAGGAAGUGGCCAGUGCGGUGGAAGAGGCCAGAGCUUUCAUGGAGCGCGUGAAGGCCUGGGAGGUGCCGGGGGAUGAAAGCAAACUGCUCACGCUGGUAGAUUUCAAACAGAGUCUGAAUGAGAAAACCAAAAGCCACAGUGUCUGGAUCAACGUGUGCCUGUCGGACAAAACGCUGCAGGAGUUCCUGCUGAAUACUGUUCGGUUUUACCAGAAGUCACCUCCAGAAAACACCAUCUACAUCAAGUCCCUGUUGAGGUGCCUCCUGGAUCCUCACAGCUAUUCUGUCGAGGACUUCCCCAACUCUUCCCUCAUUAUGCAAUGGAUCUUCCAUACUGAGCACCCGCUUCCUGAAACUGCCCGUGUGUCUGAGCCUGAAGAUCUCACCAAGACACUGCUGCAAAUGAAGGACUACAUCCAGGAAGUCACCUACGCGCCAGAAACCUCUGCAUCUGCCAUUCAUGAAGCAAAGAUAAAAGCCACCGUGACUGCAAGCCUGGCUGUUCAUUCCUUACUGCAGUUUCUCCAGGACAGGGCACAGAAAGACAUGGAACUGUUGGUGCACGUCAUUACAACCAGCACAGGAUACCAGGUGGAAAGGGGCACUUUUCAGCGCCUCCUUGGACAUCCAGAACUGAACUUCAUGAUAAAUGAAAUGGAAAAGGGACAGAAAGAGUAUCUGAGUCUGAAGGAGCGAGAUGUGUACAGAGCUCAGGCCUUCCUGCUGCUGACGGGCCUGACUGUAACACCCAACUACAAAGGGGUGUCCCCUGAGGAGAAGACUGAGCGUCUAGUGUUCAUGGAAGAUCACAUGAAAGCCCUAUGGAGCACAGAGAUAAAAACUCUCCUUGAAAAGCACAGUUCAUUGACAGACUGGGAGGUGCUGGAACGGGACUCGUGUUCCGUCAUCGAUGGGAGCGUGGAAGACACGUGUGACGAUCUCAAGAAACACAAUAUAACCAAAGACAUGGAAGACACUUUUCAAAGAGUAGAACCUUCCAGUCAGUCCAAAUCCAAAUCAGACAGCAGCAAAUCCAAAGCAAAUCAAUCCAUUGCAAACCAAGAGUUCCUCCACUUACUUAAGCGCUUGGGACUAGAAAGUUGGUAUCCAAGAAAAAUGGGGACAGAAGAUUUCCACAUCAUAUACAAGACAUCUUUACAUGACAGCCAGCCCAGCAAGGACAGUGAACUACCCUUUUACUUCUUACAAAAGCUAUUAACCGUGGAUUAUCGGGUGAGGUACCUGACUUGCAAGGACGAGAGCGACCCAGGACUCACAUCUGUGCCAGAACCCACAGAGCAAGAGCACGAACCCUCGGAUUCCUUUGACGACUUUUUCAUGGAUUUGGAGAGAGAAGUCCCUGAAUGUGCCAGCAGGGAGAGUCACGUGCACCCCAUGGACCUCCAGAUGGCAAUUUUCCAUUGCGCUGAUGAUUUCAUGAGACAGUCCAUUGCAACAAAGCUUGCCUUCUGCCAGUUUGCACUGCCCCUCCUGGUCCCACACCCCUGCACUUCACACAUAGAGUUCCCCCUCUGGUCCCUCAGCCAAAUCAAAAGGAGCUGGAAAGAAGUCAAGAAGUCAGGAAAACAGGUCCAAAGUAACAGUUACAAUAACAAACUCAUGUAUCAGGCCGAGACCCCCAUCGUGUCCUUCCUGCGGAUUGGCAGUUCUCCCUCCUCUUCCAAGUCUCAGAUUCUGAAUGCUCUGCUGAGCAAACAAAGACAUGACACUUUUUUCCACCGCCAUUGCAAAGGCAGCACCAGAGAGUGUUUGCUGAUGAAGGGUGUUGUGGAGAUCUCCUGGUACUGUCCCCGGGGCAGUGACGAUGACAGCUUUGACUGCUGUGUUGCUUUCUGUAACCUGCAUGGAGACGCAAGGGAUCACGAACAACAGCUGCAGUUUUUACAGGAGAUAUCCGCUGUGACCGUGGCUCUCGUAUCCGAGACUGAUCAGAGUGACAAGAAAGGGAUGAAAAUUUUACGUGAGCUGUGGCAGUCGCAAAGGCCUUUGGUUUGUCUUUUCACCGAAAAGGAGAGCGUUGCAGCUGGCCGAUCCAGCCAAAACAUAAGAAUUGGUAUCAAGAACAGAAACGAGGCAGAAUUAAUGGGCGAGCUGACAAAAACAAUCAGGGGUCUCCUGGCAGGGUCUAAGACGCUUUUCAGCCUCGACGCCUGCCUGGACAAAGCUCGCAAGCUCGGGUUCUUAGUCGAUGAAGAUACAGAGGCGUGUGUGAGAGCCAAAGAAGAGGCAACGGCGCUGGUGAAGCUUCUGAAGAAAGAACCGUUGUCUGAGAUCAAGUCCCGGCUACUGCCUCUUCAAGGAAAACUGUGGUACCAGUGGUGCAAAAGUGACAAAGAGCUCACUCGCUUGCAGGAAAAGCGGAACAAGAGCAUAGAGCAUCAUCGGAGUGAAAUCCAAUCAAAGAAGCUGUCGAUAAGAAGAGAGCAACUAGAGCAAGCAUUCCCCCUCAAUCCUCUGAUGAAAUCAGUCCUUGUCUUUCUCCACUCACAGCCAGCAGAUACCAAGAAAUACUUCCUGCAGUGGAUGAAGGUCUUUAUGGAUGACCUCUCCUCUGAUAGCCUUGGUGACCUGAAGAGACAAUACCACCAGUUAUGGUCUCGAGUCCUGGCGAUAAAGAAGAGCAAUGAAAAAAAUGAUCUGAAACAACAGUUGCAGAGAGAUUUAGAGGCCCUCUCCAAUAAAAUGGACGAUUCAUCAAUUGGCCUUGAGCAUAUUUUGAGAGAGGUCGGGCAGAUUUAUGAAGCUCUGGAAUCAACGAACUCAAAGGAAGAAUAUGUUGUCAAACUACCUGAAAUUGCAGCUGAUCUGAUGGUUUCCGGGUAUCCCAUUGAGCUGAUGGAUGGUGAUGCUUCUUACGUACCAUUACAAUGGGUCGGAGCAAUCUUUGACAGAUUAAUUGAGAAGCUGGGGGACAAACGAGUAUUUGUUCUGUCAGUGCUUGGCAUCCAGAGCACAGGGAAGUCAACCCUGUUGAAUGCCAUGUUUGGUCUUCAGUUCAACGUCAGUGCAGGGAGAUGCACCCGGGGAGCGUUUAUGCGGCUAAUUAAAGUGGACAAGAAGGCGCAACAGGAUCUGGGCUUUGAUUACAUGCUGGUUGUUGACACAGAGGGACUCCGCGCCAUAGAGGUGGCCAAUAAACAGUCUCUCCACCACGACAACGAGCUGGCCACCUUUGUCAUUGGCAUCGGCAACAUGACUCUCAUCAAUAUCUUUGGAGAAAAUCCUUCCGAAAUGCAAGAUGUCCUUCAGAUUGCUGUGCAGGCUUUUCUGAGGAUGAAGCAAGUAAAACUUUCUCCAGGCUGCGUGUUUGUGCACCAAAAUGUGGGAGAAACGACUGCCAGGGAGCAGAACAUGGAAGGACAAAGACGUCUGCAGGAAAAGCUGGAUGAGAUGACCCAGACAGCUGCCCAGCAGGAAUUCUGUGAUGUCUCCUCCUUCAGCGAUGUCAUCCGCUUUGACGUGAACACCCACAUCCAUUACUUUGCUCACCUGUGGGAAGGAAACCCCCCAAUGGCACCACCCAAUCCCACCUACAGCCAGAACGUCCAGGAAUUAAAGAGCAAACUCCUCCGAGCAGCCAAGAAGGAGGCACACGGCAGCAUUUUGAGGCUCUCGGGCUUGAAAGUUCGAAUCAGUGACCUCUGGAAUGCUUUGCUGAAUGAAAACUUUGUUUUCAGCUUCAAGAAUUCAGUGGAGAUUGCUGCCUACAGGAAACUGGAAACCGCAUUCGGUCAGUGGUCCUGGCAGCUGAGGAGCCACUUCUUAGACCUGCAAAUGAAACUGGACAAUAGAAUUCGGAACGGGGACUUGCAGGAGGUCAGCAGAGAACACCUUGAAAAUCAAGUGCGAGAGACGAGUGAGGCCAUUAGUGAAGACAUGGAAAAGUUUUUCAGGGAAGACAGAGACUGUGAGAUACUGGUCCAGUGGAAAGGCAACACGGAACUGAAGCUGAAAGACCUGAAAGAAUCUCUUCUUCUUGAGACUAGAAAGAAAUGUGAGAACCUUAUAGAACUAAAGAAGAACCAGUGUAAACUGGAGGAAAGGAGGUCAGAAUAUGAAAAGGUGCUCCUGGCAAGGAGCAGGGCUUUGGCUCUGCGUCUGAAAGGCCAGAGCCUGAGCGAGAGGGAGCUGAGAGACAACUUCAUGUCUCUAUGGGCAGAGUGGAUUGCUGAAGUCUCCUCUGCUGCUCCCCCUCCAGAACAGGUUGAUAUCGAUGUGCAAAUAGAAAAUGUCCUUCUAGAUCGCUUUAAGGAGCUCAAAUUACAUGAACGAAUCAGGACAUUUCCCAGAUAUCGAGAGUUUUCUGUUGACUUGGAGAAACAUGUCGCUAAGAAAAAGAAAUGGCUAGGACUCAGGACUGUGAGUUUGGAUAAUGCUGAUGAGGACAGCAUACACCGCAUUACAGACAACAUCAUAGCCAAUGUGUGGGCAAACAUUGAUAAGAAGGAAAAGGAGAAAAGGGAUUACAGUCCAAGCUUUAUUCAUGAAAUUCUAAAUGAAGUAGAGAAGGGUAUGAAUUCUGUCCCUGACAAUGCAAAAUACACUUUUAAUAAAGAUUACAGAAUAGAUUUAUCACUGUAUCUGUGCCAAAAGGCAGCUGGAAGGUUUAAAGCCAUGCAUGAAGCGUUCCAAAGAGCAAAUGAUCCAGUCGUCUACCUGGAGAGCAAGAAACAAGAUUUCUUCACAUGUUUCCAGAUUUCCUGCCAAGGAGCCACUUCUGUCACAACAUUUGCGCUUUUCCUGUGUGAGAAGAUCAGCCCAGCUCUUCGCCAGGCGGUCUAUGAGAGGACAGCCCUGGCCAUAGCUCGAGACAUGAAGGGCAAAAUCCCAGACUUCAAUGGCAAUAGAUCGUCUCUGGAGGUCUGCAUACUGAGAUACCUGGCAGAAGAAGAAAAGUUUGAGAAUUUCAAGGAGUACCUUUAUUUCCCAAGAGACUUUUUCCAGAGUUACAUCAAGACACGUGUUGAGACCUACUGCUUAGACAAGAACAGGAGGCUGGAGAGGUUCUUAGAUGACUCCCUUACUCACUGCUAUGAGAGAAUCCAGUCGGCUGUUUCUGCAUCAACCAACGUUGUCAAAGACAGAAAAGACAGAAAAGACCAAAUCUCUCUCUGGCUGGAUGAAUUUUGCAGGGCACUUGGAGAGGUGCUGAGCUUGCCCAGAAGGGACCUGAAGGGCAUUGAGCAUCAGGAGGUAACAGACAUGGAGUUCCUGAACAAUGCCAUGGCACAAGCACUGGCUCCUCUGAAAGAUCAGCUCAGGGAGGAGUUUGCUGGAGCUAAUAUGAGCUGGUUUGAAAGGCCGCCCCACACGAUCCUGGCUGAGCAGUUUUCAGGGUGCUGGGAGCAGUGUCCCUUCUGUGGGGCGGUUUGCACAAACACCAUGCCGAAUCACGAUGGAGACCAUCGCGUUGUCUACCAUCGUACACAAGGUUUGACGGGAUGGCACCGGGUUAAUACAGACAAUCUAGUUAUUGAUAUUUGUUCUAGUAGUGUUGCAAGUGACCGUGAAUUCAGGACUGGUGAAGGCACAUGGACCCCCUACAAGAGAUACCGGGAUGCAGGACCUCCUUAUUCCUCUUGGAGCAUUCCUCCUGAUCCAUCCAUGCUGGCGUACUGGAAAUGGUUUGUGUGUCGUUUCAGGACAAAGAUAGAAGAACGACACAAUAUGAAAUUUCAUGACACAGGAGAAAUCCCUGAGUCGUGGCACAGAAUUACAAAGCAGGAAGCACUUGAGGAACUGAAGAAGCUUUAGGUCAAGUUGACAUGAAGAACCGCAACUGCUUUGCAUUUUAGAUGACCAUAGUACAAGUCUGUCCACAAAAUAUUGUUAUAAUGACUAUGAUCUCAAGCCACAUGAAGAAAACUAUAUCUAGCUGCUCACAAAGAUGGGUGAAACGAGGUGUGCUACUCCUGCCAUUGCUCAGAAGUUCCCUUGCUUCAAAAUAAGUUCAGAAUCCUCUUUCCUUCUUGCCAUGAGCAUUUACCUCCGCUGUGCCUUAGAGCAAAAAAGAAAAACCUUCCUGCAGCGAGCGGUCCUACGGCCAAGAUUAAGACCAAGAGCCAGGUGAAGAGCAAAGGCAGCAUUAGAAAGUACCGGUUUUAUCAGCUGCUGCAAGACAAUAAGUGACACGGCAAGGCAAUAGUUUUCCUGCAGUGAGCACUUGUCACACUUAAAGAAAGGGCUGUGGGACAGAAUCACUGAGCCGAGCCGUUCCCACGCAGGUGCCUGGACCUGGGGAGCUUUCCUCCAGCUCUCGGCCGGGACUGCAACUGCUCUUGCCGUUGAUUCACUGUUAAGCAAAAGCCUUUGUGUGACCAACGUGGAGAAUUACGUUCCUCCGCGUGUUCCCCGGCAGCCGUCGGCCGUGUGUGACGUUGGUGUUUGUGCGGCCAGGACAGGCUGGUGGCAACGGAGCCGUGGUCUGGAGAACGUGUGACCAGCUGGGCCUGCACCCGUGGGCUGGUCGGAGGUUUUUUCUGCACAGUUCCUGCAACGCCGCUGGAAACCCAAGGCCCGAGCCCCCCUGGAGAGUUGCCCAAAGCCGUGGGUCAGGAUAAUCCCCCAUAGUCUUUGCUAAUAAAGUGUUGGAGCUGGA